Myotis daubentonii (Daubenton's bat) is the source of this 1807-nucleotide messenger RNA. RefSeq lists its product as uncharacterized. Bases 84 to 662 code for a protein of 192 amino acids. Gene Ontology annotation, molecular function: DNA-binding transcription factor activity, RNA polymerase II-specific; RNA polymerase II cis-regulatory region sequence-specific DNA binding. Gene Ontology annotation, cellular component: transcription regulator complex; nucleus. Lineage: Eukaryota; Metazoa; Chordata; Mammalia; Chiroptera; Vespertilionidae. The record is from RefSeq and is a predicted model, not a curated record. Gene Ontology annotation, biological process: regulation of skeletal muscle cell proliferation; regulation of transcription by RNA polymerase II; skeletal muscle fiber development. The transcript has 4 exons.
AGUGACUGUCCUGGCUGGAGCGAGCCUCCGUCCACCAAGGGACAGUGUUCGUGGGGCUUCCCAGCUCUCUGCAGGGCGGCGAGAUGUAUCCGGAGGGGCCUGGCCGCGACCCAUCCACUCUCCCCACCGUCUACCCUGACCCUGGCUUCGCUGGGCUGGCUGCCCACAGCGACUUGCUGGACUCUUCAGCUGCGCCCAAGCCCUGGCUGGUAUCCCUCACACUGGCGUCCUCCAGGGACGCUUCCGUUCAGACUGGACAGCUGGUGCACAGUCACGGGCUGCACUUCUGGAUGCCCCCUUCAGACACUUCUAUGUCGGUGUCCAUUUCCACGGUCACCGAGCCCAGCUGCACAGGGCUCCCUGACCUGCCCGGAAGCCACCCCCUGAGCACAUUCCUGGAGGAGGGUCCGGGCACCAGCGUCAGCCAGGCAGGCAGCUUCCUGGUGACAGAGCCCCCACCACAGGCUCCGGAGUUGGUCCUGCCCCAGAGCCUCCCGGAGCAGUCUCCUACCCCGUCGACCUUUCCCGGGCCUGUGCCUGCUGGGGAGCUGAGCGAGGCCCUGCCGUCCAACCAGGUGCCGUGGUCUGACAGCCAGGACUCCAGCGAUGCCUUCUGGGUGGCCAGGAUGCUCCUUGAGCUUUCGGGGGGGAACCUGGGCUGAGCUGCCCCCGGGAGCCAGGCCAGCAUCCCAGGGAAGACAGGUGUGGACAUUCGACCAUUCAGUACAAGUUACAGAGCCUCAUCCUGAUGAAAAGAGGAGGUUCCCGCGUUCCCUGGGGGCUGUGCUGGGAGGUGUGUGCAUCCCUGGUCCACGCCCUGUUUAUGCAGUUGUUUGGCAGCUCCCGAUGUUGGAGGAAGCGUUUGAGAAAUGUUUAUGAAUCCCAGUCCGAAGGGGUGUGUUCCACUCAGGCCACGGCAGACAUUAGGGCCACCCCUGAGCAGUUGUGGGCAGGAGACUGUUCCCCUGUGGCCAUCCUCCUGCCCGCCCUGCGCCAGGCCAGACUCCCCCCAGCUAAUGUGGUGAGUGGGAUGUGGAAGCAUGCUGUCAAUCUGUGCCUGUGGUGCUUCUCCAAGUGGCGUGGGGUGUCCCAGCAGGGUGGUGGGUGCCUUUCACUCUAAGGUUGUAAUCUGUUACAUUUGCCACAUGUUCUGUUCAAUUACAUUAAAGUUUCAUGUUCUGGACGCCUCGUGUUUAUUCACCUAGCUGCACCCUGAGCACUGCCUGUCACUGUGGCUGUUGGUCUCCGACCAGCAUUGCACAGCACGGGUGCGGGGACCCAGGCAUCACAGAUACUGUCCCUCGUGUCUUGUGUUAUAUGCAGGGUCACGGGGGACAUCCCUGCCAUCUGCCCUGAGCUGAUGGUGAUGUUGUGGGAACAAGAGCUGCCCUUUGGGUGGCAGUGGCCAGACACAAGCACCCUGACCGUGGCGCCCUGUGUGCGGUGCACCUCCUGUCGCCAGGGUUCGGCCUGACAGCUGUUUCUCAGAGGUUACAACAGUGCCUGUACCCCAAAGGGUCCUGGCUUUUAUUCCCAGUCUGCCAAUUCCUGCACAAAAAUGAUCCUCUCCUGCCCUCCUGUGGUCAUUCAAGGAAUUACACAUUGUGCCUCUGUCCGUGGUGCUGAUAUUCCAGCAAAAGCGCUUUGAACCCCACCCCAAAUUCCACCUUGAAAACAACAACAAAAUCAGAGAGCCUGGCCAGGGCGGCAAUGAUUCCCUCCCUGGAUGUACUGAAGUCAUGGCUCUUUGGUCUGCACCUUUUCCCGCCCCAGCCCUGCAAAGGGAGGCCCCGGAGACUGUUGCAUU